CUGAACAAGCCUGCUCGCGAGUAUCAGGCUCUGUUGAUGUACAUUUUCUCGACGCGCUCGUUUUUAACGCCUUUCCGAAAAUAUAAAUUCGGCAUUUAAUCGCUUAAUUUAUAGCAAGUUUUAAAUACAACAUGGCAGCUGCAGAAGUGUCGCAAUUUCAAAGUCAUUUUACGUCGUGUACGGAGUUUUUCUUUCUGGCAAGUGAGCCACUGGCUGCUCUGUUGUGCUUUCUGUGAGCAAAAAAACACCGCGAAAAUAUGAACACGCACAAUGCCAUUCGUUCAUUUGCCAGCAUACGUCAAUAUCAUGAUUAUAGACCGCUUAAAACGCAUUCAAGAUGAGUUAUUCAGAAAAGCCAGAUGAUGUUACAAAGGAGGAAUGGAUGGAUAAGCUGAAUAACGUGCACAUUCAGAGGGCGGAUAUGAACAGGCUCAUCAUGAACUAUCUUGUAACGGAGGGCUUUAAAGAGGCUGCAGAGAAAUUCUGUGUGGAAUCUGGGAUUGAACCAAAUGUGGAUCUGGACUCUCUGGAUGAAAGGAUAAAGAUCAGAGAGUUGGUUCUGAAAGGUCAGAUCCAGGAAGCCAUUGCACUCAUUAACAGCCUCCACCCAGAGCUCCUUGACACAAAUCGAUACCUCUACUUUCACCUUCAGCAGCAGCAUCUGAUUGAGCUGAUCCGUUUGCGGAAGACUGAGGCAGCGCUGGAGUUUGCACAGUCGCAGAUGGCUGAACAGGGGGAGGAUAGCAGAGAAUGUCUUUCUGAGAUGGAGCGGACCUUGGCACUGCUCGCUUUCGACAACCCUGAGGAAUCUCCAUUUGGAGACCUGCUCAACAUGAUGCAGAGGCAAAAGGUGUGGAGUGAGGUGAACGAGGCUGUUCUAGAUUAUGAGAACAGGGAAUCUACUCCAAAAUUAGCAAAGUUACUGAAGCUCUUACUGUGGGCUCAGAAUGAACUGGACCAGAAAAAAGUGAAAUACUCCAGAAUGACAGACCUCAGCAAGGGCACCAUUGAGGGCUCCAAGUAGAGAAUGUAAUCUAACCACAAGGACACAUUUGUUGACACUAUUUAUAAACACUCAGUGAUUGGAUGGGAAAUACGUAUAUAUCUAUAUAUAAUGGCUUUUUCUUGAAAAAUGCCUCUAAAAAAUAACCUAAGCACAUGUAUAUGAUAUUACUUCAAACAGAACAUUACUGAAACAGUAAGCCUACAUUUUUAUGUUGGUAGCCUAUUUUCCGAAGAACAGAAUAUUCAAAUGAUACUGUUUAUUUUUUUUUGCUGCCAAUUCAAAAUAUCUUCAUGCUGAAAUUAGGCUGCUAUUUGAAGACAAAUGGGCAAUACAAGCAUUUGGUCAGAAAGAAAAAGUCUUCUGAUUUAACAUUGGUUAUGCUAGAGAUAUGGAUAUAAUUUGUGGCUGAAAAUGCCAGACAACUUUUCCCAACACAUUGCAAAAUUUAUUUUGCCCUUUUUUUUUUUUUUACUUUAAAGUUUUCCAUUUAAUUAUUAUUUUUUUAUUUAAUGAUGUGCACUCUCAACGCUUAGUAGGAUUUAUUUAUUCAUUUAGAGUAGUUUCAUCAUUAUGAAGGAUUCAACAAUAUUUUGCAUUUUAUUUUUGAGUGUAGACAGAUGCUAGUAAUGUCAUGAGAAAGUUUUCGAGUGAUGUUUUAGACAGCAAUGACUAGCUUUAUAAUUUAAAAUAAAAAAUAUUGCUUAUGCUAUUGUUACUACAAACCUAUUAAGAGUUUGCCUUGCUCUUGGGGUUUUUCCUCUUUUAGGUUCACAUUUUGUACUGCCUGUUUGAGAUAAAAGUUGAUUUAUCAAUAGACUUGAUUUAAUUCACCGUCAUCUACAUUUCACAAGGUCAAAUCUCAAAAUUCCAUUGUGAUCCUUUUGAUACACAAUAAUAACUUGUUUUAUUGUGGUCUUAUGUAAGUGGUUUUAUAAGAAUGAUCACAUUUCUUGUGGUCCAUUUAUGUUGCUUUCAUUCAUUUUGCUUAGUUUCACUUGAAAUUAUAAAACAAAAUAUAAUUUAUGCUUUACAUUUUGGGUUUUCAUUAAAAAAAAAAAUGUUUUUUUUACCAUAGUUUAACUCAAGUUACUACAGUAAAACCAUGGUUAUAGAUUUGUUAUGAAAAAUGUUUAAACUGGCUCACAUUGAUGGUCCAAUCAUAAUUGUAAGUCAUUAGUUUAUAUAAAACUUGAGAUGUUAUGAUAAAUGUGAUUGAAAUAAAAUGAUGCACCCUUUUCUGAAGUUAUUUUGAAUAAGCAUCAUCAUUCACAAAUUGUGCCCUAUAACUAUUGUCCCAAUAUCUACACUAUAUCUGUCUUGCGGGCAUUUUACCACCUUUAUUUAUAUCAAAGCAACCUUCCGUUACUUAUUUUCACACACAUUGUGUUGU
Messenger RNA from Xyrauchen texanus (razorback sucker), 2396 nucleotides. RefSeq names its product glucose-induced degradation protein 8-A homolog. Gene Ontology annotation, molecular function: protein binding. Lineage: Eukaryota; Metazoa; Chordata; Actinopteri; Cypriniformes; Catostomidae. The transcript has 5 exons. Gene Ontology annotation, biological process: proteasome-mediated ubiquitin-dependent protein catabolic process; positive regulation of canonical Wnt signaling pathway. The record is from RefSeq and is a predicted model, not a curated record. Gene Ontology annotation, cellular component: nucleus; cytoplasm. Bases 338 to 1024 code for a protein of 228 amino acids.